Messenger RNA from Armigeres subalbatus, 996 nucleotides. Its product is annotated as putative nuclease HARBI1. The record is from RefSeq and is a predicted model, not a curated record. Bases 1 to 996 code for a protein of 331 amino acids. The transcript has 3 exons. NCBI's taxonomy places the organism in Eukaryota, Metazoa, Arthropoda, Insecta, Diptera, Culicidae.
AUGAAUAAAAGUAGUAAAUACUACAAAUUAUUUGUAAGGCGCGACACGAAUUGUAAUAAUUAUCGCAGCUUAUAUCGAUUUUCGGAAGUGAACGUAAAAUGGUUGACGGAACAUUUCUUAAAUGAUGGAUCCGAAACACGAGGAGGAGCAUUAAGCGGUGAACGGCAAAUGCGAACAUUCCUCCGCUACAUAGGGGACCCUGGUUUUCAGGUCUGUGUUGGAGAGGUUAUUGGAAUCCAUCAAACUACGGCUUCAAAAACCAUAUGGGAAGUAUGUCAAAAGAUUGCCGAUAAAGCUGAUCGUUGGAUUCAAUUUCCGAACUCAAUGGAUGCAAUGAAACAUGCCGAGAUUCUAUGGUCCCAGAAUCAAAAGUUCCCUCACACAAUUGGCGCAAUUGAUUGUACACAUGUGGCAAUCAUUAAACCACAUACCCACGGUGACGAGUUCAUCAAUAGAAAAGGGAUUGCCUCCUUCAACGUUCAGGCAACGUGUAAUGGCCAAGAAAUAUUCACUUCCAUCGACUGUUCGUGGCCGGGCUCCGUGCAUGAUUCGAGAAUUUGGAGGAAUUCGGCUAUUCAUAAUAUCAUGCACGAAAACUCUUCUGGAGUACUGCUGUUGGGGGAUGAAGGUUAUGGAAUAGUUCCCUGGAUGAUGACUGCUUACCGUAAUCCAGAUACUCCAGUUCAGUUGAAUUAUAACAAGAUUCACAGUCGUGAAAGGGUCGUUAUUGAACGUGUGUUCGGUCAAGUCAAAAGGCGCUUUCCCAUACUGAAAUCCAAAAUACGCAUUAAAACCGAUAGAGUUCCAGCACUUAUUUUGGCAUGCUUCGUUCUUCAUAACGUAGCUAAACAUUUGGGGGAGCAGGAAUUCGAGGACGAUUUUUCGGACCCAAUUGUUUUGGUACCAGUGGCUCCUGUGAAUGAGAACAGAAGCAACACCUUAAAAAUGAGAGGCGAUUCGCGUCGGGACAUAAUUUCGCAGUAUUUAAUUGAAUAG